CUACCUACAUUGCAUGUUUUAUAUUUUUAGUCCGUUGUAAUAUUUAUAAAUCUGAAAUAUUCAAAAUUGAAAUUCAAUUUCCUGUUCAAAUCGAAGGUGAUAACCUGAGUGUUCCGUAUUGUACCCCAGAAUAUUACCCUCAUACAUUAUUGAUCAGUCUGGUCCAUUUGCGCAGCUUCUCCAUAUCCGCCGACAUUGAUACAGAAAAUCUGUGAAUUUGGAAUACUCCAAAAAGAAAUCUUUAAAAUGAACUCAAUAUUAUAUAAUACAACCUCAUCAUCUUUCAGUCGAAAAAAUCAAAAAUAGUGUAGAAUUUCACGAAAAUUUAUACCGGAAAAAAUCAAGAAUAUCAAGAUGAUGCUGGGUCGUAAGCAAAGUCUAAAGGGAGAACCUGUUUUGGCAGACUAUGGUCCCGAUGAAGCUUUCAAUGAAAGUGCUGAUAUAGAGUGGGUGAACAAGAGAUGGGUUAGAAGAGUGAUGAGAACCUGUGCCCUAUUGAGCCUUGCUUCUGUAAGCUGCAAUACCCCAAAAACAUUCGAGAAAUUUCAUUUUAUGCAAACUACCACUUUUUCUGUGGAUGCCGUUGUUACAUUUCUUUUCACUUCUGAAAUGAUAGCCAAAAUGCACAUAAGAGGAAUACUGAAGGGAGAUCGCCCAUAUCUGAAAGACCACUGGUGCCAGUUCGAUGCCAGUAUGGUGUUUUUCUUGUGGAUAUCGGUAAUUCUGCAAGUUUUUGAAAUGCUAGGCAUCGUUCCAAGAUACAGCUAUCUAUCUAUCCUGAGAGCUCCUAGACCACUAAUAAUGAUACGAUUUUUAAGAGUAUUUCUCAAGUUUUCAAUGCCAAAAUCUAGAAUAAACCAAAUAUUCAAGCGAUCCAGCCAACAAAUAUACAAUGUGACGUUAUUUUUCCUAUUUUUCAUGUCACUCUAUGCAUUACUGGGAGUUCAGUUUUUCGGAGAACUGAAAAACCAUUGUGUAACUGAAGGUACUCCUUCACCUAGGCAUGUUACAAUCAACAGUCUUGCAAUACCAGAUACUUUCUGUUCUCUAGAUCCAUCCUCAGGUUAUCAGUGUCCAAAAGGGAUGAAAUGUAUGAAAAUGGAAGGGGUGUCUAGAUAUAUUAUUGGAUUCAAUGGUUUUGAUGAAUUUGUAACCAGUUUCUUCACGGUAUAUCAAGCAGCCUCUCAAGAAGGAUGGGUCUUCAUAAUGUACAGAGCAAUUGACUCGCUUCCAGGCUGGCGAGCUGUCUUGUAUUUUAGCACCAUGAUCUUUUUUUUAGCUUGGCUAGUGAAGAACGUCUUCAUAGCUGUUAUCACUGAAACAUUUAAUGAAAUACGAGUUCAGUUUCAACAGAUGUGGGGUAUUAGAGGCCAUAUUCAAAACAGCUCAGCUUCUCAAAUUUUGAUUGGUGAUGACAGAGGCUGGAAACUUGUUACUGUUGAUGAAAACAAGCAUGGGGGUCUAGCUCCUGAAUUCUGCCACACUAUCCUGAGAUCUCCUCAUUUCAGACUGAUUGUGAUGUGCGUUAUUUUGGCUAAUGGUAUAGUAGCAGCGACUAUGCGAUUUGAACAUGAUGGAAGACCCCGACAUGUAUUUUACGAAAAUUAUUACUAUCUAGAACUUGGAUUCACUGCACUCCUUAAUUUGGAAACGAUUUUCAAAAUAUGGUGUUUGAGUUGGCGUGGUUAUUGGAAACAUUCGAUACAUAAAUUUGAGUUGCUGCUUGCAGUAGGUACUACCAUCCACGUCAUACCGGUUUUCUACAUGACUGGCUUUACCUACUUCCAAGUUUUGAGGGUAGUAAGGUUGAUCAAAGCAUCCCCUCUACUUGAAGAUUUUGUUUAUAAAAUAUUUGGACCAGGCAAAAAAUUGGGAAGUCUGAUAAUUUUUACUAUGUGCUUGUUGAUUAUAUCGUCGAGUAUUUCCAUGCAGUUGUUUUGCUUUUUGGAUUUUGCAAAAUUCGAAACUUUUGUAGAGGCAUUUAUGUCCAUGUUCCAAAUUUUAACGCAGGAAGCUUGGGUGGAGGUUAUGGACGAAACUAUGUUGAGAACACGGUCAAUGUUGGCUCCCUUGGUUGCUGUUUAUUUUAUAUUGUACCAUUUGUUUGUCACAUUGAUUGUAUUGAGUUUGUUCGUCGCAGUUAUUUUGGACAAUCUAGAACUGGAUGAAGAUAUAAAAAAACUAAAGCAACUAAAAUAUAGAGAACAAAGUGCAGAGAUAAAAGAAACCUUACCGUUCCGGCUUCGAAUAUUUGAAAAAUUCCCUGACAGCCCUUUAAUGGUAACUUUACACAAAGUACCAUCGGAUUUCAAUCUCCCAAAAGUGAGGGAAAGUUUCAUGCGCCAAUUUGUUAGUGAGACAGAAGAUGAUGACAAUUCAGAGGGUGGAAUCAAGAAGAUUAGUGAAGAGGUCUUUGAUUCUAAAAUCAUUUACAGAAAACAAAAGCCUCUCAAAAUUUUGAACAAUCUACCGAAAGUAAGAGUUGUAAAUCUAAAACUGAAGAAAACUGCUGUGGCACAUAUUAUUAAUGACUCCAACAAUCAAAGACUAAUGCUUGGCGACUCAUCGAUAAUUCCUGUUCCUGGGACUAAAGGAACCCUCAAACCUCAAGGAACGGUUAAUAGUAUGAAACAGUUACGUAUUGACCAUAAGAAAUUUGGUUCAAGAUCAAUUAGACGAAGUGUACGUAGUGGUUCUAUUAAACUAAAACAAACCUACGAGCAUCUGAUGGAAAAUGGAGACAUUGGAGUCAACAGAGUAACUUCUAACAGAGCCAGGCCCCACGACUUGGAUAUCAAACUACUACAAGCUAAAAGACAGCAGGCAGAAAUGAGGAGGAAUCAGCGUGAAGAAGAUUUACGAGAAAACCAUCCCUUUUUUGACACCCCCUUAUUUGCAGUUCCAAGAGAAAGUAAAUUUCGAAAAUUCUGCCAAUUGAUUGUGUAUGCAAGAUAUGAUGCUAGGCUCAAAGAUCCUCUUACUGGGAAGGAGAGAAAAGUUCAAUAUAAAACAUUGCACAACUUUCUCGGCUUGGUGACUUACCUAGACUGGGUGAUGAUUACAAUGACUACUUUAUCGUGUCUUUCUAUGAUGUUUGAAACACCCUCCUAUCGCGUGAUGGAGAAUGCCAGUUUACAAGUGGCAGAAUAUGGAUUUGUUAUAUUUAUGAGUAUAGAACUGGCUUUGAAAAUUCUAGCUGAUGGUUUAUUUUUUACUCCAAAGGCUUAUGUAAAGGAUGUGGCUGCGGUUUUAGACGUAUUUAUAUACUUAGUUAGCCUAACAUUCCUUUGGUGGAUGCCAAGAAGUGUUCCCCCUAACUCAGGAGCACAGCUUUUGAUGAUUCUUCGAUGCUUGAGACCCUUGAGAAUAUUCACCUUAGUUCCCCAUAUGAGUAAAGUUGUGUGCGAACUGUGCAGAGGUUUCAAAGAAAUCCUUCUUGUAUCUACAUUGCUUAUUCUGCUCAUGAUCAUUUUCGCAACUUACGGAGUUCAUAUGUAUGGAGGAAGGCUUGCAAGAUGCAAUGAUCCGAAUAUAACCAGGAGGGAAGACUGUGUAGGUGUGUUCUUGAGAAGAGUUUUUGUGACAAAAAUGAAGGUUCAACCUGGUGAAAACGAGACAUAUCCUACUAUGCUUGUUCCUAGGGUGUGGGCAAAUCCAAGAAGAUUCCAUUUCGAUAACAUAGGUGACGCGUUAUUGACUUUAUUUGAGGUUCUUUCCUUCAAAGGUUGGUUAGACGUUAGAGAUGUAUUGAUAAAAUCCUUGGGCCCUGAUCAAGCCAUUUACAUCCACAUCUAUAUAUUUUUGGGCUGUAUGAUUGGUCUAACAUUAUUUGUUGGUGUUGUUAUCGCAAAUUAUUCGGAAAACAAAGGAACAGCAUUAUUAACAGUAGACCAAAGAAGAUGGUGUGAUCUUAAGAAGAGAUUGAAGAUCGCCCAACCUCUGCAUUUACCUCCUAGACCAGACGGAAAGAAAUUCAGAGCAUUCAUUUACGAUAUAACUCAAAAUAUUAAAUUCAAAAGAUGUGUUGCUCUCAUGGUUCUGAUCAACAGCGGGCUCCUAAGUGUUACAUGGAAUGAAAAAGAUGCAUAUACAGAUAUUUUAGCAACAGUUGAUAUGAUAUGCACUCUAGCGUUCGUUGGAGAGGUAGUAAUGAAAAAUAUAGCUUUCACGCCCAGAGGAUACUUGCAAUCAAGAAGAAACCGAUAUGACUUAUUCGUAACUGUUAUGGGAGUUCUAUGGAUGUUUUUCCAUUGUAUGUUCAAGAAUGAUUUAACCUAUUUCGUUGGUUUCAUGGUGAUCAUUCUUCGGUUUUUCACAAUAACUGGAAAACAUGCAACACUCAAAAUGUUAAUGCUAACUGUCGGAGUUUCUGUGUGUAAAAGUUUCUUCAUCAUUUUUGGUAUGUUCUUACUAGUUUUCUUUUAUGCUCUCGCCGGAACAAUAAUAUUUGGCACUGUCAAAUACGGAGAAGGUAUUGGGAGACGAGCAAACUUUGAGUCUCCAGUAACAGGAGUAGCCAUGUUAUUCAGGAUAGUUACUGGUGAGGAUUGGAAUAAAAUAAUGCACGACUGUAUGAUACAACCUCCCUUUUGCACCCCUGCUGCAAACUAUUGGCAGACUGAUUGCGGAAAUUUUUAUGGAUCACUGAUAUAUUUCUGCACUUUUUACGUUAUCAUCACUUACAUCGUAUUGAAUCUAUUGGUGGCUAUCAUCAUGGAAAACUUUUCUUUAUUUUAUUCCAACGAAGAAGAUGCACUGCUAUCAUAUGCAGACAUAAGGAAUUUUCAAAAUACUUGGAACGUUGUAGAUAUACAUCAGAGGGGGGUUAUACCAGUACGAAGAGUCAAAUUUAUACUCAGGUUACUCAAGGGUCGUUUGGAAGUAGAUCCUCAAAAAGACAGGCUCCUAUUCAAACACAUGUGUUAUGAGCUGGAAAGACUUCACAAUGGAGAAGAUGUGACUUUUCACGAUGUUAUCAAUAUGCUUUCCUAUCGAUCAGUUGACAUUAGGAAAGCCCUUCAGUUAGAAGAAUUAUUGGCUCGGGAAGAAUUUGAGUAUAUUAUUGAAGAAGAAGUAGCAAAGCAAACCAUAAGGACAUGGCUGGAAGGUUGCCUCAAAAAGAUCAGAUCAGCAAAUAAACAACAAAAUAGUUUGAUAGCAGGCCUGCGAGCAACGAACGAGGCACUUUCAGCGCCUGACCCUGCAGAGGAGAACAAAAAUGAAAGCCUCGAUCAAGAGACUGAAGCAGAAGCGAAUAAAGAAAAUGAAGCUAAAAAACAGAAAACAACUAAUCUGCCGAGAUCCGACAGUGUGGGUAGUAGCUCCGGUAGAAAAUUCCUAGCUCCAACAUUGUCUGAUCCAGCAGCGAGACCGGAAAAGGAGCGAAUCGUGACAAAAAAGAAAAACGCUCGUCCUGUGGUCGUUAAUAAAAAUCUGACGCAUCUGAAUGACAGUGAAAGUAGGAUUCCAAGAGAAGUGUUCAACAGCAAGACUACCGUUCCAAAAGCUAGUAAUGCUUUACACGAAAUCAGGGACUGGUGGAAUGAGCAACUGGCAUAUAUUUCAUCCAGCGAUGACGACUAAGUAUCAAUAAUUUCCAGAGAGUUUCUGAGAGCCCAACUAGUUUCAUAACAAUAUUCACGUUCUGAAGAGAAAAUGUAGGAAUGACAGAACUUACAGGAUCAAAUCCCUUCUUCUCAUAUUUUAUAAGGAUGUAUUCUAGAUCAUAAUUGUUUUGGGAGUUUUUCUGAAAGUUGUUAAUGAAAGAUUGUAAGUAAAUGUUGAAUAAAAGAUCAUUUUUAAUGUA
Molecule: messenger RNA, 5806 nt
Organism: Leptinotarsa decemlineata (Colorado potato beetle)
Lineage: Eukaryota; Metazoa; Arthropoda; Insecta; Coleoptera; Chrysomelidae
Gene: na
Product: sodium leak channel non-selective protein na
Biological process (GO): transmembrane transport; positive regulation of synaptic transmission, cholinergic; positive regulation of synaptic transmission, GABAergic
Cellular component (GO): plasma membrane
Molecular function (GO): monoatomic cation channel activity
Source: RefSeq, a predicted model, not a curated record